Penicillium verhagenii is the source of this 222-nucleotide messenger RNA. RefSeq lists its product as uncharacterized. NCBI's taxonomy places the organism in Eukaryota, Fungi, Ascomycota, Eurotiomycetes, Eurotiales, Aspergillaceae. The transcript has a single exon. The record is from RefSeq and is a predicted model, not a curated record. The coding region runs from base 1 to 222 and encodes 73 amino acids.
AUGUGGGAGCUAUGUGAUGAGUGUGCGCAGGCGCAGACGCAAUCUUGGAAUGAAAAUGAAAUCUUGGUUCGGGAUUUGCGAUUUGCGAUUUGCGAUUUGCGAUUUGCGAUUUACGAUUUACGAUUCACGAUUGAUGGGGAUCGCCACCGCCAUGGUCACGGGUUUACAGAAUACUCCGAUACAGAUCGACAACAAACUCCAGAGCAAGAGAAAACUAAGUAA